Messenger RNA from Mercenaria mercenaria, 1346 nucleotides. Its product is annotated as SOSS complex subunit C-like. Gene Ontology annotation, cellular component: SOSS complex; nucleoplasm; nucleus. Gene Ontology annotation, biological process: DNA repair. The record is from RefSeq and is a predicted model, not a curated record. NCBI's taxonomy places the organism in Eukaryota, Metazoa, Mollusca, Bivalvia, Venerida, Veneridae. Bases 130 to 486 code for a protein of 118 amino acids. The transcript is spliced from 5 exons.
GUUUCAGCAUCGUGAUUAAUGAAAGCGUUUAUUGUGUGCAGAUUAAGUCCUGGGUCUUAUUCAGAUACUUUAAUGUUUUACAGCCAGGAUAUGCAGAAGUAGUUAUUGUUUAUUCUCUGUACGAGAUAAAUGGCUUUUCAACCACCUAAUACUGGCCAAGAACGCCAGAACAGGAAGAUCCUUGAACAGUUAGAAGAGCAGAAGAAAAGAUUAAGGAUGCAAACACAACCAGGUGUUCCACCAUCAGCUGUCAGCAGUGCUAGUUUACCAAGCAGUCCAGUGAUACCACCAAUAGCAGCACAACAGCAUGUUACUGCCGGUUUUCCCCCUAUGCUGCACCCUGACACACAAGCCAUGAGCCCUGCACAAAGAGCAGCUUUACAACAUGCCAAUGCGAAUUCAGUAGGAUAUUUCAUCACUCAAGAUUCAUCAUUUGGAAAUCUCAUCUUGCCAGUUUUACCAAGAUUUGAUGGAGCAAGGACAUAGUCACUACAGUCAAUGAUUACCUAUUUUUACAGUACUUAAAAUAUGGACUGUAACAACUAAGAAGUGCUUAGUGUCUUAAUUUAUUAUCAAGCCAGAGAAAUUCUUACAUUUACAAUCUAGGAAAGUGUCAGAAUGUAUUUUCAAGGGUUUACAAUUGAUAAACAUAUUUUAAAACAUGUUAAGUACAUGUAUUUACAAUUGAUUUAUUUUCUAGCAUGUGAACAUUUUAAAAUUGAUAAACAUGCUUUCAGGCAUGUGAACAGUUUACAAUCUGUAAACCUAUUUUCAAGCAUGUGAACAGUUUACAAUCUGUAAAUCUAUUUUCAAGCAUGUGAACAGUUUACAAUCUGUAAAUCUAUUUUCAAGCAUGUGAACAGUUUACAAUCUGUAAACCUAUUUUCAAGCAUGUGAACAGUUUACAAAACUUAACAUGUUUUCAAGCAUGUGAACAGUUUACAGUAUGUAACAUGUUUUCAGGCAUGUGAAGUGCUUACUGUCUCAACAUAUUUAAAACCUUUAGGAGAUCAAGGAUCAUAAGGUUUGAUAUGUGAUGUAAAAGAGUUACUUUAUUACAGUGUUGUGAGUUUGUAAUGUUACCUGUGGAUGGUGUCAAAGUGACAAAAACUAAUGUACAUGUUAAGUAAAUAAUUUAUUGUCUAAGGUGAAAGAUUACUUUACAACAUGUUUCUGCAUGGACAUCAUUCCUUGAACACUGUAUAAAUAUCCUACCAGAUAUGAGGCAGCCUUCACAGCUUCACAGUGGGUUGUUAUUAAAUAACAGUCAUCACAUAUAUAAACUAUACUUUGUAUUCUUUUUAUUGUUUUAAAGAAAAAUGAUGGACAUAUAAAAUGGACUUUGU